GAUGGAGUCAUCUUGCCUGGACCUGGCUCUGGAAGGUGAGCGGCUCUGCAAGGCUGGUGACUAUCGUGCCGGUGUGUCCUUCUUUGAGUCUGCCAUCCAGGUUGGAACAGAGGACCUCCAAAUCCUAAGUGCCAUCUACAGCCAGCUGGGAAAUGCCUACUUUCACCUACAAGAGUAUAACAAAGCCUUGGAGUACCAUCGGCAUGACCUCACACUUACCAGAACAAUUGGAGAUGAGCUUGGUGAGGCAAAAGCCAGUGGCAACCUUGGGAACACAUUAAAGCUUUUGGGACGGUAUGAUGAAGCAGUGGUUUGUUGCCAAAGACAUUUGGAUAUCACCAGAGCCAUUUAUGAUAAGGUUGGGCAGGCUCGAGCGCUGUAUAAUUUCGGGAACGUUUACCACGCCAAGGGCAAGGGCAUCUGCUGGAAUGGAGCCGAGCCAGGAGAGUUCUCGGAGGAAGCCAGGAUAGCCCUGAGGAAAGCUGCACAGUACUAUGAAGCAAACCUAAACAUGGUGAAGGAGCUGGGCGAUAAGGCCGCCCAGGGUCGUACCUAUGGUAACCUUGGCAACACUUACUAUUUGCUGGGAGAAUUUGAAACUGCAGUAGCCGCUCAUGAAAAGCGGCUGCUCAUCGCUAAAGAGUUUGGGGAUAAGUCUGCAGAGAGGAGGGCCCACUGUAACCUUGGCAACGCUCACAUAUUCCUCAGCCAGUUUGAAGUGGCGGCUGGUCAUUACAAGAGGACUCUGCAGCUGGCCAGGCUUUUGAAGGACAAAGCCGUGGAGGCUCAGGCCUGUUACAGUCUGGGCAACACCUACACACUACUUCAGGACUAUGAGAGAGCCAUCGAUUACCACCUCAAACAUCUGGUCAUUGCUCAGGACCUCAGCGACAGAGUCGGUGAAGGAAGAGCGUACUGGAGUCUAGGAAAUGCCCACACAGCCCUGGGGAAUCAUCAGCAAGCCAUGUACUUCGCUGAGAAACAUCUGGAAAUUGCCAAAGAGACUGGAGACAAAAGUGGAGAAGUGACAGCCAGGAUGAACCUGUCGGACCUACGGCUGGUCGUAGGCCUGAAGUCCAACUCCAGCCUCCACCCUAACAUCUUUCGCAACAUGAACACAAACAGCUCUGCUCUGUCAGCAAGCCUCCAGGGUUACCCCAACAUGUCAGGGCCCAAGUCUCCAUCCAGGAGAAUGGGCAGUGCAGAGAACCUGGAACUGAGUCCAAGUCCUGAAAAAGAUCAGACUGGAGAAUCAUCGGCACAUCUGGACUGGGAGGACGAAGUAUUUCCCGGGGCUUCAAAAAACAACACAAUCAAGGCUUCUACAAAACUCUUCCUCUUUCACCGGCUGAAAAGCAAGAAGCAGAAGAACAACAAAUCAUCUAAAGACCAACACGAAACCCGCACAGAGCUUUCUGCUCCUGAGCUGGAAGCGUCUGUGUCUCCUAAGCCAGGAUCACGGGACACUAUUGGAGAGGAUGGCUUUUUCGACCUCCUCUCUCGUUUCCAGGGCAACAGAAUGGACGACCAAAGGUGCUCCCUACUGGAUGGCCAGAGCCAUCUCCCCGCUCACUCCUCUCCCUCCUCCACCCCACCUGUAGCUGAAAGGAAAUCUAUUUUGGAAUGCGAAACACCGUUGCAGGAUCCUGGUCAUUUCCUGGAGCUGCUGGCCAGCUCCCAGGCCCGUCGUCUGGACGACCAACGAGUCAGCUUGAGCCAUUUUCCUGGCUUACGUCUCAGCACCUCCAACCCGCCUCGUACACCCUCCACCUCCAGCACAGAUCAAGUCCAAACACAAGCCCCCAUCUCCAGUACAGAUACCCCUCACACACCCUCCCUGUACAGUCAUCUCGAGGCAAGCGCUGAGCAGCCUGAGGGGGAUGAUGUGUUCUUCGACAUGCUUGUUAAGUGCCAGGGCUCCCGGCUGAACGACCAGAGGUGUGCUGCUCCACCGUCUGCAAAUAAGGGAGCAACUGUUCCAGAUGAGGAUUUUUUCAGUCUCAUCCUGCGUUCCCAGUCCAACAGGAUGGAGGAGCAGCGAGUCCUGCCACCUGGUGUCACCCAAUCUAAACCAGACUGACUUCAUGAGGAAUUUUUUUUUAUUGUCUCAGGAUAACCGAUGAAGUAGCCAAGUUUCCUUUUAUGAGAUUUUCUUUUUUGUAACCCACAUAUCUGAUUCCUGCCUUUCUGGAUCGUCUUCACAACAUUCCUGCGAGACUGCCAAGAGUACAAGGGACACUAAAAGGAAUCAAGGUCUCAAACAAUACAAAACUGGUCUUUGUGACUGUGGGAACUUUUGCUUUUUUUAAAACUUGUUUUUAGAUAUCUCACAGCAUCUCUGGGUAGUUGCCACCUUUUUUGUGGUGCCCCCUGCUGCCUGUUUUAAUCAGGGACCUCUGUAUCAAUGGCAUCUGCCCACUCUGGAGGCUUGCAUCAAGCCACUACUACAACACACUACAAACUGUGGGUGGUGGUGGUUCGCGUUUGGACUGUAAGUACUUUAUUCCAAGGACAUAAGCCAAACUGAAGGGAUUUCUGCUUUAAAAUGAUCGACUAAAGAAACAUUCUAUAAACCUCAGGUACUACAAUUAAGCAAAUUGAAACAUUGCACUGCCUGUUCUGGCCAUUUGCUAUUACAUCAAGACUUUCAGAGUGGUACAUCUUGAUUUGAAUUGACCUCUACAAGAAUAACUCAGAGGGUCAAUGGACAAAUCUUCUCUGGGGAAAUAAAGGUCCACGUCCACCUUUAUUACUGCACUGGUGACUAGUGGAGCCAUUUAUAGAAUCUGCUUCCAGGCAUUGCUUUUGAAGACUUAAAGACUGUCAGUUGUACAUCGUUAAAGGUUGUAUUGGUGGAGUUAUUAUUGCCAUAAACUCAAAUGGGAUUUUUUUUCAUUGUAACAAGAUUUUACCGGGGAUUAACUAGUGUAAAAAAAAGAAAUGUUAUUUUAGCUUUUAUACUGAUACCAAUUCCUGACAAUGGAGAAAUAAAAUAUCGUGAACUUACAUUACAA
This is a messenger RNA of Morone saxatilis (striped sea-bass), 3014 nucleotides long. Its product is annotated as G-protein-signaling modulator 2-like. The record is from RefSeq and is a predicted model, not a curated record. Gene Ontology annotation, molecular function: GTPase regulator activity; protein binding. Lineage: Eukaryota; Metazoa; Chordata; Actinopteri; Moronidae.